AUGUCCGCCUCGGUGGGGCCCCAGGGCGGCCCUCGCCCACCCACCGUGCCGCCAUCCAUGCCGGACCUGCCGGACCUCAGCCACCUCACCGAGGAGGAGAGGAAGAUCAUCAUGGCAGUGAUGGCUCGGCAAAAGGAGGAAGAGGAGAAAGAGCAAGCCAUGCUAAAAACACUGCACCAGCAGUUUGAGAGCUACAAACGGGAAGUGCGUCGCAUUGGGGCGGAGACGCGACGUCAGCAGACCCAGCAGAAGGACGAUGCGCCCACCUGCGGUAUCUGCCGCAAGACCAAGUUUGCCGAUGGCUGCGGCCACCUCUGCUCCUACUGCCAGACAAAAUUCUGUGCUCGCUGUGGAGGGCGGGUCUCUCUGCGCUCCAAUAAUGAGGACAAAGUGGUAAUGUGGGUAUGCAACCUGUGCCGUAAGCAGCAGGAGAUUCUCACCAAAUCAGGAGAAUGGUUUUCGGGGUCAGGGGUGCGGCCUGGGAACCUGGGCAACUCCUUGAACGACCCAGCCACGGGAGGUGAGGCCCAACGGGACAGGAAGCUACACCGCUCCAGGUCCCAAGCCCCACCCUCCAGCACCAACGCCAACGCAGGGCCAGACGGGACACAGCCGCCCGUUGGUAUCACUGCUGCCAAGGGUGCUGAAACCAUGCCUGGCUCUCGCUCCCAAAGUGAACCACCUAGAGAAAAGUAA
Messenger RNA from Xiphias gladius (swordfish), 696 nucleotides. RefSeq names its product regulating synaptic membrane exocytosis protein 1-like. NCBI's taxonomy places the organism in Eukaryota, Metazoa, Chordata, Actinopteri, Istiophoriformes, Xiphiidae. The transcript has 4 exons. Bases 1 to 696 code for a protein of 231 amino acids. Gene Ontology annotation, biological process: regulation of synaptic plasticity; calcium ion-regulated exocytosis of neurotransmitter; regulation of membrane potential. Gene Ontology annotation, cellular component: cytoskeleton of presynaptic active zone; presynaptic membrane. Gene Ontology annotation, molecular function: small GTPase binding; transmembrane transporter binding. The record is from RefSeq and is a predicted model, not a curated record.